AUGAUGGGUCAUUUCUGGGCGGCCCGGGAAUACUUGACGCCAACGCUGAAAACAUCGGCGUUUUUGGAAAAAGGCGUAUUGACACCUGACGAGUUUGUCCGAGCCGGAGACGAGCUUGUGUUUCGGUGUCCUACUUGGAGUUGGCAAGGCAACAGUAGGGGUAGCGGUUCCCAGGCGUCUGCGACAAAAACAUAUUUGCCUGCCGGGAAGCAAUACUUGGUUACGCGGAAUGUUCCGUGUCAAGCAAGAGUGGCGAGUAUGGAAACGGCGAUGGACUUGCAACGGGGUGAAGAUGAUGAAGGGGAUUGGCUGAUUUCGAAUUUCAUCCAGCAUAAGGAACGAUGCAUUGAAGACGAGUUCGAUAUUUUGGACGAGACUGGGGAAAUUAUGGAUGUGCCCAAAACGGCUACUCUGGAAGAAAGUGAUGGUAACGAUGAAUAUGCCGACAUGGCAGACUUUGAAGACGACAAUGUUAUCAGGGAUGACGUUGCUACGGCGGUGGUCGUAGAUCGCGAUGAUAAUCUCAUCAAGACUCGCACAUAUGAUUUGUCCAUAACCUAUGACAAAUACUAUCAAACUCCCCGGGUAUGGAUGAUGGGCAUGUCCGCGGAAGGGCAGCCCCUUUCGGGACAGGAAAUGAUGGAAGAUGUAAUCUCCGAUUACGCUAACAAAACGGUCACAAUUGAAGCUCAUCCUCAUGUGAGUGGACCACAUGCUAGUAUCCAUCCCUGUCAGCAUGGAAAAGUGAUGAAAACGAUUGUGCGCAAUCUCAUGCAGUCCUCCACUGAUGGAGACGAAGGGCCUUCGGUAGAAAUGUACAUCUUCAUCUUUCUAAAGUUCGUGAGUUCCAUCAUUCCCACCAUUAAUUACGACUUCACCAUGGAUGUCACCGCAUCGACGAGUAAAUGA
This is a messenger RNA of Phaeodactylum tricornutum CCAP 1055/1, 909 nucleotides long. RefSeq lists its product with no specific name. The transcript has a single exon. Bases 1 to 909 code for a protein of 302 amino acids. Gene Ontology annotation, cellular component: cytoplasmic ubiquitin ligase complex; cytosol. NCBI's taxonomy places the organism in Eukaryota, Bacillariophyta, Bacillariophyceae, Surirellales, Neidiaceae. Gene Ontology annotation, biological process: autophagosome assembly; nucleophagy; autophagy of mitochondrion. Gene Ontology annotation, molecular function: Atg8-family ligase activity. The record is from RefSeq and is a predicted model, not a curated record.